This is a messenger RNA of Boeremia exigua, 1211 nucleotides long. Its product is annotated as nitrilase. The transcript has 2 exons. The coding region runs from base 103 to 1119 and encodes 338 amino acids. Lineage: Eukaryota; Fungi; Ascomycota; Dothideomycetes; Pleosporales; Didymellaceae. Gene Ontology annotation, molecular function: catalytic activity. The record is from RefSeq and is a predicted model, not a curated record.
CUCGCUUGUACUCAUGUAGCAUGCUUCUUCCUCUUCAGAGUGAAACCUCACCGUUCCCGUUGCGCGACUGUCUCACACGUCAUCAACUGCAGCGCGGACGCAAUGGCGGCAAAAGAAACUAAAUUCAAGGUGGCUGCUGCUCAUGCUGCACCAGUGUUCAUGAACAAGGCCGCAACUAUCAGAAAGACAAUUGCCCUGAUAGAAGAGGCUGCUCGAGGAGAUGUCAAGCUGCUUGUUUUUCCCGAAACGUUCAUUCCUGGCUAUCCUUACUGGGCCGAGUGCUACGCCCCUCUGAAGCAAGUCAAUGCUUUGGCUAAAUACGCUGAGGAAUCCGUCGUGGUGGAACCCAACGGAGAGGACAUUGGUGCGAUUCAAGAUGCGUGCCGUCGUACUGGAGUUGCUAUUAACCUUGGCAUCUCUGAACGCGUUGCAAACGGAUAUACUUUGUUCAACUCGCAAGUCAUUGUCGACAACGAUGGCACCAUCCUAGGGGUUCACCGGAAGCUGCAGCCGACUUAUGUUGAGCGCUAUAUCUGGGCCCAGGGCAACGGCAGUUCUCUGCGCAACUGGCCCCUGUCACUUGGAUACAAUCUCGGCGGUCUCGCCUGCUGGGAGCAUACCAUGAAUGGCGCUCGGCAGGCGCUGAUUAUGCAGAAUCAGCACAUUCACGCGGGAGCAUGGCCGGCGCUUUCCACAAUGGCAGGUUUUGAACAGGUUGCUGAUGCACAAAUUGAGGCUCUCAUGAAAAUGCAUGCCCUUACUGCGCAAGUCUUUGUCAUAACUGCAUCCAACUACGUCGAUGAGACGUGUCUCAGCUGGAUGGAAGAGAAUUUGGGACCACAAGACCUUGUCAAGGCAGGAGGUGGUUGGUCAUCGAUCAUAGCCCCAUUCUGUAAUUUCAUUGCUGGGCCUCACGCAGGUGGUGAGGAAAAGAUCGUGCAAGGCGAAGUAGACUUCACGCAACUUGGUGCGGUGAAAGUCUGGAUUGAUGCCGCUGGUCAUUACCAGCGACCCGAGAUUCUGCAGUUCGGCUUCGACGCACGGCCUCACUGGGCUGAUGAAAAGACUGACCGCUUCAAGAUCCGGUCUGAGGACAAGAAUGAGGAACCCAAAGAGUAGUUGCAGUGAUGCAUGCGGCUUAGUACUCUGCGACCGAUAGUGUAAGUUUUUGUAUUAAUGGUAUUUGUUUUGUGUUCUGGAAACACUUUCUA